Molecule: messenger RNA, 2350 nt
Organism: Prosopis cineraria
Lineage: Eukaryota; Viridiplantae; Streptophyta; Magnoliopsida; Fabales; Fabaceae
Product: probable inactive purple acid phosphatase 1
Exons: 13
Coding region: 363-2195 (610 amino acids)
Molecular function (GO): acid phosphatase activity; metal ion binding
Source: RefSeq, a predicted model, not a curated record
UGUUCCGGUAAAUCAGCAGGUAAAUAAUAAAUCAUAGAAAUGGACUGUCACUGGAAGAGAUUGAGGGGGUUCGGGGAAUCUUCUCCACAGAUACUCGCGAAGCUGCGGCUUUUUACUCUCACAUUAUUCAUAGAAAGCAAAGCUGAUACCAUACCUUGAAUUCUCAUCUCUCUGUCGGCAAAGUGUAAAAGGAGGGGAACAAAAGAAUAUCAACCUUUGGGAAGUUGGCGGCCUAAUUCGGCAACUAUAAGUACUGUUAUCGAGGUUUUUUCUGCUGGCUCUGUGCUUCUUCUUCGGAUACAUAAUUUGAGUUUCAACUCUGUUCUUUCCCGAAGACAAGGGGUUGGAUUGAGAAGUCAACGAUGCUCUUUUUGGCUUUGAUUCUUCUGGUGCUUGCAACCUUUCAGGAAGUAAUGUCUGAUGAACACCAGCCUCUCUCAAAAGUUGCCAUUCAUAAGACAAUAUUUGCUCUUCAUGAACAUGCUUAUAUCAAAGCCACUCCCAAUGUCCUUGGAUUGAGGUUUAAUGGGCAAAAUACAGAUUGGGUUAAACUGGAAUAUAGUAAUCCUAAACCAUCAAGUGAUGAUUGGAUCGGUGUAUUUUCUCCGGCAAAUUUCAGCGCUUCUACCUGUCCUGGGGAAAACAGAAUGGCUGGUCCUCCAUUCUUGUGUUCUGCACCUAUUAAGUUUCAGUAUGCAAAUUUCUCCAGUAAGGAGUACAGAAAAACAGGAAAAGGUUUCUUGAAGCUUCAGCUCAUUAAUCAAAGAUCAGACUUCUCUUUUGCUUUGUUUACGGGUGGUUUAUCAAAUCCCAGACUAGUUGCAGUUUCAAACAAAAUAUCCUUUGUGAAUCCAAAUGCUCCAGUAUAUCCACGAUUAGCACAAGGGAAAAAUUGGAAUGAGAUAACUGUAACUUGGACAAGUGGAUAUGGGAUUGAUGAAGCUGAACCUUUUGUUGAGUGGGGUGUUGAAGGUGGAAACCGCGUGGCAUCUCCUGCUGGGACCCUGACUUUUGACCGUAAUACCAUGUGUGGUGCACCAGCAAGGACCGUGGGAUGGCGUGACCCUGGAUUCAUACACACAAGUUUUUUGAAGGAGUUGUGGCCCAACAGAAGGCACACAUACAGGCUUGGACAUAGAUUAUGUAAUGGUACAAUUGUUUCAAGUCAGGAAUACCGGUUCAAAGCACCUCCUUUCCCUGGGCAAAAUUCACUGCAGCGUGUAGUCAUAUUUGGUGACAUGGGAAAGGCUGAAGCUGAUGGUUCCAACGAAUAUAACAAUUUCCAGCCCGGAUCACUCAACACUACAAAGCAAAUCAUUGAUGACUUGAAGGACAUCGAUCUAGUCUUUCACAUUGGUGAUUUAUGCUAUGCUAAUGGAUAUAUUUCACAGUGGGAUCAAUUUACUUCACAGAUUGAGCCCAUUGCAUCAACUAUACCUUACAUGAUAGCGAGUGGCAACCAUGAGCGUGACUGGCCAGGAACUGGAUCAUUUUAUGGCAACCUGGAUUCUGGAGGAGAAUGCGGUGUACUGUCUCAGACAAUGUUUUAUGUUCCUGCUGAGAACCGGGAAAAAUUCUGGUACUCUGUUGACUAUGGGAUGUUCAGGUUCUGCAUAGCAGACACAGAACAUGAUUGGAGAAGAGGAUCAGAUCAAUACAAAUUCAUUGAGCACUGCCUAUCAUCGGUUGACAGACAGAAACAGCCAUGGUUGAUAUUUCUUGCUCACCGGGUUCUGGGAUAUUCUUCUGCUAGUUUUUAUGUAGCAGAAGGCUCUUUUGAGGAGCCAAUGGGAAGGGAGGACCUUCAAAUCCUCUGGCAAAAGUACAAGGUUGACAUAGCCAUGUAUGGACAUGUCCACAACUAUGAAAGAACAUGCCCAUUAUACGAGAAUAUCUGCACCAGUAAAGAGAAGAACAAUUACAAGGGCUACUUGAGCGGGACGAUACAUGUAGUGGUUGGUGGAGGAGGAGCAUCACUUGCAGAAUUUGCCCCCAUAAACACGACAUGGAGCAUCUUUAAAGACCAUGAUUUUGGAUUUGUCAAACUCACAGCGCUUGAUCAUUCAAACCUCUUGUUUGAGUACAAGAAGAGCAGUGAUGGACAGGUUUAUGACUCUUUCAAGAUAUCCAGGGAAUACAGAGACAUCUUGGUUUGUGCUGUUGAUAGUUGCUCGCCCACAACAAUGGCAUCUUGAUUUUGUAUUUAGUUUUGUUGAAUAAUAUGAUGAUCUGUGCGGACUUGAGAAGGACAAUGUGGUCGGCUAUUGAAUAUUUCAAUGAUGAUGCAAGAAGUGUGAAGGAAUGUGUAAAUAAGAUUGCAUGAAAUGGAUAUUUAGUUUACUAAAAAUAA